Molecule: messenger RNA, 1380 nt
Organism: Branchiostoma floridae (Florida lancelet)
Lineage: Eukaryota; Metazoa; Chordata; Leptocardii; Amphioxiformes; Branchiostomatidae
Product: choline monooxygenase, chloroplastic-like
Exons: 5
Coding region: 190-897 (235 amino acids)
Molecular function (GO): 2 iron, 2 sulfur cluster binding; iron ion binding
Source: RefSeq, a predicted model, not a curated record
CUUGGUCUUCGAAUAUACAAAACUGACUGCAAAACGACCAUCAUUCCAAAGACCUCUGGUAUUUGCUGCAGUGGUUUGGCAUUUGUACAUGAAUGUUAUCACAAAACGGGGGAUGGAGCAACUUGAACUUCUCUAGCGUUAAAUCUGUUGUCUUGGCCGGGAAACUUCAUCUUCUGGUCAUCUUAAUUGAUGUUCAUGUGCCAAUCACGAAGUUUUGUUUUCCAGCCGGAUGAAGAUGAGUAUGACCAGAAGGUACUGCCGUUGAUGCUGGAGCUGGAGGAGAUGGGCUUCAGCAGCGGCAUGCGCCACGUCUGCCGCAGGCAGUACCAGCUCAAUUGUAACUGGAAGCUGAUCGUGGACAACGCGUCAGACGGCGGGUAUCAUCUGGAGUACGUUCACCGCGAUCUGUCGUCCAAUCUGGACCUUAGUACCUUCCGCACAGAGGUGGGGGAUAUUUACAACAUGCAGGUGUGCAUCGGCAAAGCAGACGGCGGUGAUAGUGCAAAACGACAGCGCAUUGGGACGAAGGCGGUGUACUCCUGCAUCUAUCCGAACCUACUGGUUAACAGGUACGGUCCUUGGUUGGACAUCAACAUCGUGCUUCCGCUGGGGCCCGACCGCUCUUUGAUGAUCUAUGACUUUUACCUGAAGGAGACAUUUGCGAACGAGAUGAGCGAGACAGAGCUGGCAAACUUCAUCGACCAGAGCCUUCAGGACAGUGACCAGGUCCAGCAGGAGGACACGAGGGUGUGUGAGGGGGUUCAGAGGGGCAUGGAGUCCACUGCGUUCGACGUGGGACGGUACGCGCCCGGACCGGAAAUGCCCGUGCACGCCUUCCACCUCCAACUGGCGCGGGAUCUGAGGGCAGGGCUGGAGUCAAUGGACAUUUCCUGCUGAAGGAAUCGUCAGGCAAAGCCUGUUUUUAGCUUUCUCUAUCAAUGCCUUUAUGGGGAAUUGUGCAAUUGAAUAAGGGGUGUAAUUGAAUAAUGUUAAAAUAUAAUAAUGAUUAAAAAAAAAUAUUCAAGCUAAGGUAAAUACAAAUGGGUGCUCCAAUAAUGGUACCAAGAACGAUAUAUGUAAUCUAUAUAAUGUAAUCAUGUAUGAAUCCCUUGCUUUAAGACGCACACAUACUAGUAUGUAAAAAGUCCAUUUGUGCACAUGGAGGUUUAGGUAGAUUUAUUGGAAUCACUGUAGGAAAGCGCGUGGCAUUUGCUGUAAGCCACACAUGGUAAGCCGUUUUAAUGGUUAUGUUACACUGGUGGUAGAUUGGUAAGAAAUUCAACCUGGUAUUAUUAGGCAGGCCUUCAUUUGUCCGUUAGGUUAGUCUAUGGUUCUACAUGUAAUAUACACAAAAAUGGAAUUAAAAACUGCUUUACUCUG